Messenger RNA from Paramecium sonneborni, 1014 nucleotides. The record is from the annotation of a GenBank genome assembly. NCBI's taxonomy places the organism in Eukaryota, Ciliophora, Oligohymenophorea, Peniculida, Parameciidae.
AUGAAUAGAAUAAACUCUUAAGAAAGAAAUCUAUAAUCAGCUAAAUCAAACAGAAACAAGGGAAAAUAGUUAAAUAUAAUUGAUUUCAUAAUGAAAUAAAACUUUUAGGAUAAAGAUCCUUCAACAAUAGCAUUUUCAGAAGAAUUAAAUGAAUAAAAAUCUUGUGAAAUGUGUUUAAAAUUAUAGGAGCAAUUAAGCAAAUAGGUGAAUUCAGAACAAUUUUAAUAAGUAGUCGAAAAGUUGUGGUAGAAAAUGAGAAAAAUUGAUGAUGACAAUUAAAAGUUGUUAGUGAAGAUUGUGAAUGUCGAAAAAUCUCUUAUUGAUCAAUAAGGUUUAUUGGAUGAAUUGAAUGAUCAAUAGUACAGCAAAUAAUAAUCAUAAUAAGAUUAAACUCAGAUUAUCUAAUAAGUGACUUUAGAUAAAGGCCAACUUGAGAAAUUAGAAAAAAAAAUAUAAAAAGACAGUUUAGCAGGAAUAAAAAACAUAGAAGAUAAUUUAUAUAAGACUUUAAACAAAGAUAUUUAAUAAAAGUUUAUAAUUAUGCAAGAAAAAUUAGAAUCAAUAGGUUAAUAAUUUAGAGGAGUAAAUGAAUAAAUUGAACUUUUUAAUCAUAAACUUGGUAUAACUAGAGAAGAAUGUGAAGAAAGAAUUAAUCAAAUGGCAUUAAUUGUAAAUGAAAAUAAUUAAAUCUAAAGAGUUAAUAAUAAUGGAGUGGCUGAAAUGUAAUAACAUGUAAUUAUUAUAUAUUUUUACAAAGUAUAGUGAUUUGGAUGCAGAUAUGAUGAGAAUGUUUUCACAUAUUAAAGCAUUACUAUAAAAUGAUUAUAAAAUAACAGAAAUGGAUUAAGAUCUAAAGGAUUUAAAAUCUUAGUUGAUUUAAUUGAGAAAUGCUGUUAAUGAAAUUGGUGAUUUUGUUUCAAAAAUAUGAAAAAUAUAUAAUCACUUUAAUUUCAAUAAAUCAUCGAUGAAGGUGUCAUCAUUCACUCAAAAUAAGCCCAAUUACUUAGAAUAACC